AUGCGGUACAUGCUCUACUUAAGCCAGGAGGAUCUGGAGAGGUUCAAGCAGCUCUUAGUGCGGGAGCAGCCCGAAGCGGGCUCCACCCAGAUCACCUGGGACCAGGUGAGGACAGCCAGAUGGGGCGAGGUGGUCCAUCUCUUGACGGAGUACUUCCCUGGUCACCUCGCUUGGGAUAAGGCUCAUCACAUCUUUGCCAGCAUGGACAAGACCCAACUGUGCGAUCGGACGCGGAUGGAACUACAAGAGCUCCUGCCUCACCUGGAGCCCACGGGCCCACCCCCAAGAAGAGCACUGAGGACCUUGGAGGAGGAGUACCCUGCCAUGGUACAGCACUACCGGAAGCAGGUGCUGGACCACUACUCUGACCUGGUGGACGGCCUGGCGUGGCCCGGGAACCAGGCGGACUUCUUCUACCAGGACAUCCUCCGGCACCAGAGGCUCCUGCCCUGUCUGUUCCUCCCCCGCAGGCCACAUGGCCGGCCGCCCCGGACAGUGGUCCUGCGGGGUGUGGCCGGGGCAGGGAAAACCACGCUGGCGCACCGGGUGAUGCUGGAGUGGGCAGGGUGCACCUUCUACCCGCACAAGGCCUGGUGCGCCUUCUAUGUCCACUGCCGCCACGUGGCCCACGACGAAGAGCAGAGUCUGUGCGGCCUGCUGUCCCGCCAGUGGCCCCAGGCAGGGGCGCUGGCCGCCAAGGCCCUGGCCAGGCCAGAACAGCUGCUGCUCAUCCUCGAUGGCUUCGAGACGCUGGCCUUGCCCCUGGCGCACAGGCACAAGGAUCUGAGAGAGGACUGGAGGCGGAAGCUGCCGGUCCCCAUCCUCCUGGCCAGCCUGCUGAGUGGGAAGAUGCUGCCCCAGGCUUCGCUGCUGCUCCUGCUGAGAUUCUCCUCCUGGAGGGUCCUCAAGCCCCUGCUGAGCUGCCCCUCGGUCCUGACCCUCUCGGGGUUCACCGCCCCGGAAAGGACCCGGUAUCUCCGGAGGUACUUUGGGGACGGGAGGGCGGCCGACAAGGCCGUGGAUUUCCUCCGGGGCAGCGCCAUCCCCUCCUCCAUGUGCCAGGCGCCCGCCGUGUGCUGGCUGGUCUGCUUGUGCCUCAAGGAGCCGAUGGAGAGGGGCGCCGACCUCUUCCUCGCCUUCCCCAACGCGGCCGCCUUGUUCGCCCGGCACCUGUCCAACGCCUUGGUGGCCGCGGUGGGAGGCCUUCCGGGGACCCUUCUCCAAGAAUGCCUGCAGGGGGUGUGCUCCCUGGCGGCCAAGGGCAUGUGGGCCGCGCGCUGGGUAUUUGGGGAGAAGGAGCUGGAGCGCGCCCAGCUGGGCCCGGAGGCCGCGGAUGCUCUGCUGCGUGCCCAUGUCCUCCAGAGCGUGGUGAGGGGCGAGGCCCGCUACACCUUCACCCUCCUGAGCUUCCAGGAGUUUUUCGCCGCCUUGUGGUACGUGCUCCGCUUCCCAGGGCGGUUCCCCGAGUUCCAGAAGCUGGACCAGGCCCACGUGAGGCGCCUGCUGGCCCAGCCCGGCAGGAGGAGGAACGACCUGGCCCUCAUGGCGCUCUUCCUUUUCGGCCUCUUCAACGAGACGUGCGCCCGGGCGGUGGGGAGGUCUUUCCGGUGCGAGGUGUCCCUGGGGAACAAGGAGGUGUUGUCCCGGACAGCCCUGUGGCAGGACCGCCUGCCCACCAAGCACCACGGGCUGCCCCUGCUGUUCUACUGCCUGCACGAGACGCGGGAGGAGGCGUUCCUGGCCCAGGUGCUGCAGCGCUGCAAGCAGGCCACGCUGAUGGUCGCCAAGCACAGGGACCUGCAGGUGUGCGCUUUCUGCCUCCGCUGCUGCCAGCGCCUGCGGGAGAUACAGCUGGUCUUGACCCUGACCAUCCACAAGGCGAUACCAGAAGGCACCAACUGGCGCCUCUGCUGGUGGGAGGAGCUCUGCAUGGCGCUGGCUCUGCAGGAAUUGGAGGCCCUGUCCCUGACCAACAGCGUCAUAGAGCUGGACACCGUGCAGGCCCUCAGCGCGGCCCUGAAGAGCCCUCGCUGCCAACUGCACACCCUAAGGUUGGAAGGCUGCUCGGUCACCCCUACAAGUAUGCUUGAAUUUGCCGAAGACCUUUCAAGUAACCUGAAGCUGAAGACGCUGAUGGUACGGAGGAUCUAUCUGAAGGACGAGGGGGCCUGUUCCCUGUCCAAGGCCCAGCGGGAGAGGCUGGCGCUGGAGUGCUGUGACUACACGCUGCUCUCCUACCAAAGCCUCAUCCUCAAUCUCAGCAGCAACCACAGGCUGACCCACCUGAGCCUGGCCGGGAACGCCCUGAGGCCCGAAGGCGCCAAGGACCUGUGGAGCGCCCUGCAGAAAGCCAAGUGCCCACUACAGAGGCUCGUCCUGAGGAACUGCGCCCUGACUGCCUGCUGCUGCUGGGAGGCAGCCUGCGCUCUUGUCCAGAUCACCACCCUGCAAAGCCUGGACCUCAGCUUUAACAGCCUGACAGAUGAGGGGUUGGACCAGUUCUGCAAGACCCUGGAGAACCGUAACUUCGGACUCCAGGUGCUUGAGCUGGAGGGGUGCCGGCUCACCUCCGACUGCUGCCAGGCCGUGGCCUCCUUGCUCCUCUGCCACCCGAGCCUGAGGCACCUGGACCUGAGAAAGAAUGACAUUAGGCUCAGGGGCGUCGAGCUCCUGCACCAGACCUUCGACCAGUGGAAGGGGGACACGAGGGUCGUCCUGGAGAGGAAGCAGAGUUGCCAUGUGAACGUGGGGCUCAGGCUGGAGGGGCCCCGGGUGGACAACAAGGUGCUGAGGAUCCUGCAGGACUGGGACGCGAGGCCGCGCUAG
Molecule: messenger RNA, 2826 nt
Organism: Myotis myotis
Lineage: Eukaryota; Metazoa; Chordata; Mammalia; Chiroptera; Vespertilionidae
Gene: NLRP8
Product: NLR family pyrin domain containing 8
Exons: 9
Coding region: 1-2826 (941 amino acids)
Biological process (GO): regulation of inflammatory response
Cellular component (GO): cytoplasm
Molecular function (GO): protein binding; ATP hydrolysis activity
Source: RefSeq, a predicted model, not a curated record